CUACAUGCUCCACUCUUCCUCUGUGAAAAUGGUGAUAUUCCAUCACAAAAUUGGUUUGACAAGAAGUUUUUUGCAAUUCUAGGCAGAGACUUUGGUGGUCACUCCACUAGGGCUGGAGAAGCUAUGUUUUAUGCAUUGCUCAGACUUUCAGAGUCUAUCAUACAAGCUCUUGGUCAGUGGUCUUCUAAAAUAUAG
Guyanagaster necrorhizus is the source of this 195-nucleotide messenger RNA. RefSeq lists its product as uncharacterized. The annotation marks the transcript as partial. The transcript has a single exon. The record is from RefSeq and is a predicted model, not a curated record. NCBI's taxonomy places the organism in Eukaryota, Fungi, Basidiomycota, Agaricomycetes, Agaricales, Physalacriaceae.